AUGACGGUUAACCAAGGAGCUACCAAUUUGCGACGGGUCCUCGCAGAUCCCAAUGGCAUCGUUGUGGCCCCCGGUGUAUACGAUGGCAUGUCAGCCCGGUUAGCACUUGCAGCUGGAUUCGAUGCGCUGUACAUGACCGGCGCAGGCACCGCAGCCUCUGUCCACGGACAGGCAGACCUGGGAAUUUGCACGCUUAACGACAUGCGCAACAACGCCGAGAUGAUCGCGAACCUCUCCCCAUCCAUUCCACUCAUCGCCGACGCCGACACAGGCUACGGCGGCCCAAUCAUGGUCUCCCGCACAACAGAGCAAUACGCGCGGUCCGGCGUCGCAGCCUUCCACAUCGAGGACCAAGUGCAAACCAAGCGCUGUGGCCACUUGUCUGGAAAACAACUAGUUGACACAGCAACCUACACAACUCGGAUCCGGGCAGCGGUGCAAACACGUCAACGUCUGGGCAGCGACAUCGUGGUGAUUGCGCGCACUGAUUCGUUGCAGGGACACGGAUACGAGGAGGCUCUGGCACGACUCCGAGCCGCGCGCGACGCUGGUGCGGACGUUGGAUUCCUCGAGGGAAUCUCCUCGCGUGAGAUGGCAGCGCAGGCCGUGCGAGACCUUGCGCCUUGGCCUUUGUUGCUGAAUAUGGUUGAGCAUGGGUCUACGCCGUCGAUUUCGGCGAAGGAGGCGCGUGAGCUCGGAUUCCGUAUUAUCAUCUAUCCAUUUGCGACAAUUGGACCCGCGCUCGUGGCUAUGCGAGAGGGGCUGGAGAAACUGAAACGGGAUGGAUUGCCGGGUCUGGAUAAGGAGUUGACGCCUCAGAUGCUCUUCAGGGUAUGUGGGCUAGAUGAGAGCGUGAAGCUAGACGCGGAGGCUGGUGGAGCAGCCUUUGACGGUGGCGUGGACUUGAGUGAGACCUGA
Messenger RNA from Penicillium verhagenii, 918 nucleotides. RefSeq names its product isocitrate lyase/PEP mutase family protein. The record is from RefSeq and is a predicted model, not a curated record. The coding region runs from base 1 to 918 and encodes 305 amino acids. Lineage: Eukaryota; Fungi; Ascomycota; Eurotiomycetes; Eurotiales; Aspergillaceae. The transcript has 2 exons. Gene Ontology annotation, molecular function: catalytic activity.